AGAGCGAGAGAGCGAGAGAGAGAGAGAGAGAGAGUAUGUGUGAGUGAGAGAGAGAGAGAGAGAGAGAGAGAGAGAGAGAAUAAGGGAAUGCUGAACUGCAAUGGAGCAGAAUACCAUACAGUGGUUAGGCCCUCCCUGCUGCCGGCGAGGCACCUUUGCCUUCUACAAGUCGGUGUGCUAUAGGCCGGAGGCUGGGGCCCCUGUUAAGGUGUGGACGCUGGGUGAGUUCUACUAUGUGCGCUGUGGCCCUCAGGAGCCUGUGUGCAUUGCAGAGGUCACCCUGCUGUGGGAGGACCAGAAACAGGGCCACCUACUGGCCAGCUCCAGGCUCUACUUUCUCCCAGAGGACACCCCCAAGGGCAGGACUGGGGAACAUGGAGAGGAUGAAGUCCUCGGUUUGUCAAAGAAGAUCGUGGUCAAAGUGGAAGACUUGGUGAACUGGACCUGUGUAGAACCACCCCAAUGGAAACAUAGCUGCCCAAAGAGCAAUGGCCUCCACACACCUGACAGUUCCCUGGGUGAACCUCAAGGAGUGAAAACCGAGGGUAAGGAUAACUAUGGUCCUCUUGCAACGCAACAGAGGGUUAAGGUGCUGAGUUACCCCCAGUACUGCCGCUUCCGCUCUCUGCAGAAACGCAAGGACCAGGCAGGCUCCCCCAGUCUGCAGGACCCUCACCUGUUGGCUUUGGGAGGACAAAAAAUGGCCCUGCACAACACACGAGUCAUGUACUGCAGGGACAUUUUCAACCACCCAAGUCUUGGGGCCAGCCCAAGUUUAAUGUCUCAGUUUGGAUGCUCUUCUCUAAGCCUGAAGGGACGACCACGGAAAAGAAGGGGCAGAGACGGCAGUGGGGCCGAACAGCAAAACUUCAGCCAGUCCGAAACAUGGGGAGAGAGGCUGAAGGAAAACCUGAUGGGCGACGUGGAGAUGGGAUGGGAGGGGAGCUGGCUCCCCCAUCCUGAAGAGCAGCUCUUCCUGGACCGGCUGUAUCUCUUCAUGGAGCGUCGAGGGUCCCCGAUCAGCAAGGUCCCCAAUCUGGGCUUCAAGAAAAUUGAUCUCUUCCUCAUGUAUUCGGUUGUCAAAAAGCUGGGAGGCUAUGAGGCGGUGACAUCUCGGCGAUUGUGGAAGAUGGUUUACAAUGAGCUGGGUGGCAGCCCAGGCAGUACCAGCGCUGCCACCUGUACCAGAAGGCAUUAUGAAAAGUUAAUGCUCCCAUAUGAGCUGCACAUAAGGGGAGGAAAUCAAGAGCAGAGUAAACCCAAAGCUACAGCAACGUCAGCUGUAUGCAUCAAAAAGCCUGUGCGUGGCAGAGGAUCACAGGGUGCCACGAAGAAGAAUGGGGUCACUAGCCAGGCAGUACCACCAGAUGGCGUGGUGGUGCGAAAAAGAGGAAGACCUCCGGGUAAAAGGAAUGCUAAAGGUCUGGCUAAGAACAGAGUUGGGAGACCACCUUUAAUUACCAGAAUUCGCAGAGAGCAGGUAGCAAUUAAAGAACCCCAAACGUUGCCAGACUACCAGCAAUUAAGGGUUUCUCAGCCUCCAGCAUCCAUCACUCAUCUGCCCUUCCAACCUAAAGUGGUUGAAGAUAUGAAGAUAGACCUUGAACCUUCAGCUCCUUCAUCAUUGCCUAGUCAAUCUAAGCUUCAGAUUGGAGGUUCUUUGGAGGGCUUCAGCCCCACCAAAGGCAUGUGUCCUUUGGACCUCUUCAGGGCUCGUUUGGGCCUCAGUGGAGUGGGUGGCCUAGAGAGAACUCCUCAAGACCCCUCAAUCCCUCAUCAGACAACUUUGCUCAGCCAGACCAAGGCCAGGAGUCCUGAAAUGCCUGAGAAUUUACAGCACCAGUGUUCAGGGUGUGGCGUGGAGAAUCUGACCUGGACUGGAGGCCCCAGAGACGGUCGGACUACCAGACCACCCCUUCCUCCUCUCAAGAUCCUUCCACUGGACAUUGACUGUAGCUUGCAGUUGCGGCAAUUGAUGCGAACACGCCUGGGCUCGGCACACAGGAAUUCAUUCACCAAGCGCCUCUCAGAAGCUCUGACUCAGGACCUUAGCAAGACCUACCAACCCAACGGCCAUGCCCUGCCCGUUCCUCAAGACCAGGCUGUCCCACUCAAUCUGAGCAAGAAAGCCACCGCCAAGAGGUCUUCUGAUGACACAGAGGUUAGGGAUUCGCAGUGCCAAAACUAUGGAGAAUUGCAGGCCAAGAGGCUAAAGAUGGAACCUGAAGAUCUGCGCCUGACUCUGAAGCAGAACGGAGGUUUCUCAGAAGUUCCACUGGUCCAGGAUGAGCCAGCUGACUUGAGUUCUCCACAGAGGGUCAGGGCUCUUCUACAAGGCAGGACUAGCUUAUCCUUGACUGGCUCUGAGGCUCCCAGUGCUGAUGUCUCCUCUGACAGUGUUUUCCCCUCCAGUGUUUUCUCCUCUGCCAUUGCUCGGAGACAGGAGAGUGAAUUGAUCCCUGUGGAUCUCAAGCUGGGGAAGGGCGCUGCCUGUAAAACAGAACCUGAGAUAAUACCGGUGUAUCAGAAUCCUGAACCUAAGCGUGAACACCUCUCCAAAUGUAUGCCUUAUGAGGAUUCCACAGAGCAGGACUGCAAAGUUCCCUCUCUCAAAGAGCUCUCCAGUUCACACUUAUCCAAACCAUCACAAAGCUGUUGAAAUGCAGGCAUGAAAGCAUGCCUGCCUAAAAAUGUCUCACUGCUAACACUUGUCUACUUCAUCACUCCUUUCUGCCUUUUCACUCCCUCUCCCACCCGUUUAGCAAAUACAUGUUAUGGACAAUCAUUUUCUGUGCAUUAGUAAUCCAUAAAACACUACUACUGUACUAACUGAUUUUACCCUGUGGUUUACCUAAGGAUAAAGUGACCCACUCAGUUGGAGUAUAUUUUAUAUUCAGAACAUAUAGCAUUGAAGAGGUUUGGUUAAUAAAGGUUAUUUAACAUGAUUUGGGGAACAUUUGGUUUUGUUGUUUAAAAGGUCUAAGUAUGUGGUGCUGUUUCAGAAACAAUGUAAGUCAUAUAUUUUGAGAUUCUUUGUACGUCGCAUUGCAAAUCACUUCAUAGAUGUACAUCUACACAGCCGCUAAUAUAAAACCCAGUUCCACAGGAAUUGGAAGGCUACUGUAUUUUUCUGUCAUAUUUUAUGGUCAAAAUAUGCUAUUUUAUGCUAAAUAGUUAGUUUUAUAUAUAGUGUAAGCCAGCUUUAUCAUUUUUCAUCUAUUCAUUGACAUGCCAUCAUUUGAGGCAUGAUCCUUCUACCAUUUUAUUUGUCCUUGCUUUUUGUUUUAUUUUUUCUCUUUAGAACUUAACUAAAACGAGAUCCUUGUGCUGUUUUUCAUUGUGUUGAUUUUGGUGUCUGUUAUACUGUUAAAUGUUAAACUUUGUUCUUUGUGCAAUUAGUCGUUCUUAGGCUUUAAGGAUACUUGUUCACUGAGAGCUUGGUUCCUUUUAUAUUAAGGGCAUUGCUUUUAUUGUUAAACUUUUAUUUUAUAUGAAUAAGGACUUGUUUUUAGCCACCUGUGAGGGCUCAUUCUUAGCCAUUUACACUUCAGUAUAGAAUUUAAGAACAUGUUUACAGAGAAGCAGAUAUGGAGUGACUGUGAGAGGACCACAAAUAGCUUUUCUCACACUUUAUCUUUCUCUGUCUCUCUCUUUCUCAGUCUUCAUUACUGGUUUACAGCAUUAAUUCAACCGAAUGAAUCGCAAAUAAUUUGUGAUUUGAUUCAGCAGCACUGUUUAAUGAGUCUGGCAUUAAUCCAUUAUUGUAUUGUAUCCAACAGUGUUGGACACUUGUUGUUUCUUUUCUUUUCUUUUCUUUUCUGUACUUGAAAAACAACCAAAUACAAAACUGCUCUUUAUUUAAAGUCAUAGGAGCUAUGGAAAGGUGCCUAAGUCUUACUAGUGUCAAAUUCAGACUGUUUCAUUAUUUUAUGUUUGUAGCGGUUUUAAGCAUUUGCCAAAAUACUUGGUUUGGUGAAGGUAUUUUGAGAAGCAACAACAAAACCUAUGGUGAUUAAUGUGGGUCAGUAACCUUUUAAUGAUACUGUUUGAUUUCCUCUUCCCCCACCCCCUUCUCUUUUAAUAUUCUAUGGACUGUCUGAAAGGAACUCCCUGUUUAUAAGUUUGCAUUUUCCCACUCUUCUCUUUUAGAAUAUCCAUUUUAAAGAAACCGGACUCUGGCAGAAUGUCAUAACAACACUGAAUAUUUAUAAUAAAGUUACUCUGAUCUUGUGU
Messenger RNA from Colossoma macropomum (tambaqui), 4233 nucleotides. RefSeq lists its product as uncharacterized. Gene Ontology annotation, biological process: regulation of transcription by RNA polymerase II. The record is from RefSeq and is a predicted model, not a curated record. Gene Ontology annotation, molecular function: transcription cis-regulatory region binding. Gene Ontology annotation, cellular component: nucleus. NCBI's taxonomy places the organism in Eukaryota, Metazoa, Chordata, Actinopteri, Characiformes, Serrasalmidae.